Molecule: messenger RNA, 3102 nt
Organism: Dicentrarchus labrax (European seabass)
Lineage: Eukaryota; Metazoa; Chordata; Actinopteri; Moronidae
Gene: gprc5c
Product: G protein-coupled receptor, class C, group 5, member C
Exons: 5
Coding region: 349-1608 (419 amino acids)
Biological process (GO): G protein-coupled receptor signaling pathway
Cellular component (GO): extracellular exosome; intracellular membrane-bounded organelle; signaling receptor complex
Molecular function (GO): protein kinase activator activity; G protein-coupled receptor activity
Source: RefSeq, a predicted model, not a curated record
AGAGAGAGAGAGAGAGAGAGGGAGAGAGCGAGAGAGACCAUCACAGCUGCAGUCUGCUCGCUGGCUCUUAAAGGAUUCUUAAACUUUGAUGUAGACAUUUAAUUCGAGCUCAGAUCAGCCCGCUGAGCUUUUCUAACACAUUUGGGACGAGGAGUAGAAACUUUUUGGUGACUCCUCUCUUUACUCCGGAGGAUUUGCUACCGACAACCCCGUUACCGACGGCUGGAGCAGGUGAGGACGCGAUCAGAGAUCAAGAACCAGCGCAGAGGUCUGGAGUCUGCGGACCACAUCCAGGUGCUGUCAGGAUCCCAGAACAACUUAUCCAAUCUGAACUCUCUCCCAGUAGCCAUGGCUGCCAACUUCACCCCUCAGGGUUGCGGCGCUAACGUGGACUCCCUCUACUACAACCUGUGUGACAUUAGUGUCGUGUGGGGAAUCGUGCUGGAGGCCUUCGCGGCGGCUGGUUUUGUCUUCUCCUUUGUGCUUUUCAUCUCGCUGCUGGCCAGCGUGCCCUUCAUACAAAGCAAGAACCGCAAGAGCUCAGUGGCUCUCCAGGUGGGCUUCCUGGUCUGCACCAGCGGUCUCUUCUGCCUGACCUUCGCCUUUAUCGUGGGAAAGGACUUCUCCACCUGCGCUUCGCGGCGGUUCUUGUUCGGGGUGCUGUUUGGUGGCUGCUUCGCCUGCCUCCUGAUGCAGUGCGUGAGGCUGAACAUCCUCGCCAGGCGAAACAGCGGGCCCCAGGGUUGGGUCUUGUGUCUGGGGGCACUGGGGCUGUGGCUGGUGGAGGUGGUCAUCAACACAGAGUGGCUGAUCAUCACAGUGGUGCGCCACCCACAAAUGCCACUCAACGCCUCAGCCGAAAUUAGCAGAGCAACGGCUAUACCUUGCAACAUCGCCAACGAGGACUUCGUCAUGGCGCUGAUCUACGUCAUGACCCUGAUCCUGGCUGUGAUGGUGGCAAGUCUGACCAUCAUGGUGGGCAAACACAAGCAAUGGAAGAUAGAAGGCGCCUCUAUCCUUCUAACCGACUUCCUCUCUGUCUGCAUUUGGGUGGCGUGGAUCGUCAUGUACGUCUACGGAAAUGAGAGGACCGGCGGGCCCACGUGGGACGACCCCACCUUGGCCAUCGCCUUGGUGGCGAAUGCGUGGGUGUUCCUCAUCCUCUACACCAUUCCUCAAAUCUGCUGUUUGACCAGUGAGGAUGAAAGCCAGCCAGGCUUCGGGGAAGAUCUGUACCCGAAUCGAGGAGUCGGCUACGAGACGAUCCUGAAGGAACAGAGCUCCCAGAACAUGUUCGUGGAAAAUAAGGCUUUCUCUAUGGACGAGCCCAACCAGGCGUCCAAGCCUGUGUCUCCAUACAGCGGCUACACCGGUCAGCUGCGUAGCUCAGUCUACCAGCCCACUGAGCUGGCUCUCAUCAGCAAAGCAGUGGGAAAUCACCCUCCGGACUCUUCUUCCUAUGGCAUGGUCAUUCCCAGAGCCUCCACCCACUCUGCAGCCAACAGCGGGAGCAGCACCCCGUCCACACACACUGAGAACCGGAGCACUCCACACACACAGACAAACGGAAAUAGCGGCAAUGGUCUGCAUAGGACGUCCCAGUGGUGAGCACGCCGGGGCUGUCAGCACCCGGUCGCAAUAACUUCACGUCUUUUCAUUUGCACUUGCUGACUGUACGUUUGCUGUGACCCGUGGUUCCCUAAGCUGGCUCUAAGAGGAACCCUCAACCCUGACAUGUGGAGGUGAACGCCAGGUCAUGACCCCUGAUGGAAAAGCAGCUUGUUUUGACUGAUUUACCGUGUGCCACACUAGGUAUCAGACAGUAUAGAGCUUCAUUUAGAAGUCAAAGCCAGGGGGUGAAGCCACGGCUUUGCUGCAGAACAAAGACUUUUUUGCAAUGGUCGCCAUUCACUGUGAGCGAACUGUGAGCUCUCUGCUGGACCCAAUCACACAGAUGAAGAGACACGGUGCUGAGCGCGCAAAAAAGUGGCUGAAGAGAACUCAAUAUUUGCAUGCACAAACACACAUUUGUGUAAAAGUGCACCCCUUCCCUCCACACAUACCAUAAACAAAUGUUAUUAUGGUCACUGCAGCGGUAGUAGUUUGGCAUGACGGCAACUCAAUUAUAUUAAAACCAGAUCUGCUUUAUUGGCUGAUUUAACAUACAAUUUACAGGAAGACAGAUAGAAAAUAGACACACAGGGAUAACAAGGCUGAAGAAGGUGUGCACAGUUUAAUUAUAGGGGUCAAUAAAUAUUAUUGUGCCUGGUUUUGUGAAUAUUGUUAAUAACCACAAAGUUCACAUAAUAUAGAGCUACUGGUGUUGAAUGAAUGUAAAUAUGUUGUCACUGUGUCAAUGGUUCUACACUGCAUGGGAGCACUGUAUGAAUAUGUAUAUUUAAUGGUAUUUAUAGCACUCCUGUGUGCUAUUUAAUUAUUUUAUCUCAUUUCUACCAAUCAAACAAUCAGUAGAAUACAGAAGUGAAAUCCUGCCUGUAAUUAGCUUGUUUCACUAGCUUAUAAUGCUCAAUGUAAUUUCUCAUAGAAGGGUUCUUUCAUCAGUUUCUUUCAUCAUUAUACGACCUUGUUAUUUUAACAAAGAUAAAAGACAAUUUUCUUAAAUAACAUAAUCCUGAAAUUUGGCUACAGAAGCACCAUCAGAGUUGUAACUAUCCCAAAAUGCAUCGUAGAAAAUACAAUCUGUGGUCCCUCAGUCGGAGCUAACUACCAUCAUGUGUUGUGCAGACAGCGGAAUAUAAUUAGAUGGAUGCUGGAUGAAAGGAACCUGAAUAGGGCUACAGGUGCCACCCGUACGCCCGGCCAACAGCUGUCAAUCAUGAUGUGAAACCUCCUUUUUAUAGCAUCAAAAAAGUAAGAAAGAAUGAACACUUACUUCAGUAAGCCCAUAUUUUAAUGUACUGAUGUGUGUUGAUUGCCCAGAUCCCAGCCACUGUGUGAUCUGUCUUUAAUAUAAAGCAAAUAAACAUUCACCUGUCAUGUUGUUUUCUAAUUAAAAUUGUAUGUUCACGUGUGGUGAUGAGGACAGGAGGGCUAAGGACCCACACCCCCCAAACAAGUUUAAUAAAGAUCUGCAUAUCUGAA